Physcomitrium patens is the source of this 904-nucleotide messenger RNA. Its product is annotated as large ribosomal subunit protein uL22. Gene Ontology annotation, cellular component: cytosolic large ribosomal subunit; ribosome. Lineage: Eukaryota; Viridiplantae; Streptophyta; Bryopsida; Funariales; Funariaceae. Gene Ontology annotation, molecular function: structural constituent of ribosome. The record is from RefSeq and is a predicted model, not a curated record. Gene Ontology annotation, biological process: cytoplasmic translation.
CCCUAGAGCGAGGUUGAAUUUCCGAAUCGGACCGAGAGAGAGAGGGCGGGUAUGAAACCCUAGAGCCAGCUUCGAAGCUUUCUCUCUUCGUCGCAAUACGUCUCUCCCUGGCUGGGCGCUGUUCCCCCACCGUUUUUCGACAUGGUCAAGUACGCGAGGGACCCGGUGAAUGCCACCAAGGCCUGCAAGGCCAGAGGUUCCGAUUUGCGAGUGCACUUCAAGAACACUAGGGAAGCAGCGCAAGCUAUCAAACAUAUGGAGUUGGCCAAGGCUAAGCGGUACCUUGAAGAUGUGUGUGCUCACAAGCAGGCUAUCCCCUUCCGCAGGUUCUGUGGUGGUGUUGGGCGUACUGCACAGGCUAAGGCACGCCAUUCCAAUGGACAGGGACGUUGGCCCGUGAAGUCAGCUACCUUUUUGCUGGAUUUGCUGAAGAAUGCCGAGAGCAAUGCGGAGGUCAAGGGUCUUGAUGUAGACUCUCUCGUUGUCUCUCAUAUUCAAGUCAACCAGGCGCAAAAGCAGCGUAGACGUACUUACCGUGCCCACGGACGUAUCAACCCUUACAUGUCCUCUCCUUGCCACAUUGAAUUGAUUCUUUCUGAGAAGGAGGCGCCAGUGAAAAAAGAGGUUGAAGAGGUUUCUGCACCACGGUCAAACAAGAGAGACCAAGGACGCCUGCGCUCUGGCACUACAUCUGCUACUGCUUAGACGUACUGGUUACUGUUGACAGUUCUACUUUAGGCUUUGCUGAGCGUUCGAAAUUUUUUCAUCCACCUUGGAUUGGUGAAGGUUUUGAAGCCUGAAUUACCCUUCAGGGUGCACGCUUUGAGAUGAUUUUGUUGAACUUGUGUUGUCCUGUUCCAUUAUAUAUGCGCUGCAGAUUUCAUAAUUGGGCCGCCUUAUUUUC